Messenger RNA from Ilex paraguariensis (yerba mate), 980 nucleotides. The record is from the annotation of a GenBank genome assembly. Lineage: Eukaryota; Viridiplantae; Streptophyta; Magnoliopsida; Aquifoliales; Aquifoliaceae.
UUCCUUCUGUCUUUGAUCCAAAUCCCAACUCAAAGUCAGCAGACUUUGAGUUUUGAGCUGGUGCCAAAGUGGUUUCCAAGGUUUCAUAUGUUCACAUCAGUAACUUAACUUUGUCACUGACUACUUCUUUCUCCGUUGUGAACAGCUACUGGUGCUUGAGCCCUAGUCCUAAUACGUCGGACUAUGGCGUGGACCAAGGGCCGGCAGCGAUUUUCCCUGGAUGAAAGAGAUUCGGGGAGGCUUUUGGGUGGUGCAAUUGCAGGGAUCCAUUCCAUGACAGAUGAGCAUUUUGGCAUAAGCAUUGUAGAGUACAUGGCAGCCGGCACCAUACCAAUUGCUCAUAAAUCUGCUGGCCCAGAGAUGGACAUUGUGUUGGCUGAAGACAGGGAAGCAAACUGGAUUUCUUGCCCAAAAUGUGGAAGAAUAUGCAGAUGCCAUUUAAAAAUAAGAAUGUGGAAACCGAGAGAUUUGAGAUGGCUGCGGCUGCAAUGAAACUGGCGGGCAGGUUUUCAGAACAAAGAUUUUAUGAAGAUAUUAAAGCAGCUGUUCGUCCAAUUAUUUGCUAUACUUCCAAGUGAUGAAAAACCAAAAGAUGUACACUUGUGAGUUAAGAAUAGGCGAUCCCAAUCUUAAUUUUCAAAUAGAACUUGAUAGUGUAAAAAAUCGAAAAGCAUGAGGUGGGUGAGCUGAUGAUCUCUAGAUGAGGUGCGCUAUUCUUGUGUGCUAAAGCAUGAAAAUUAAGUGGUUCGCUUAAUUGAAGAGUUGAGUUAGUACACUAUAAUGAAGACCAUUACUCCUCGCUGGUGUAUUCCUUGAGAAAGAUUUCCCCUUAUCUUCAUGCAGCUUCUUGGGCCUUUUUUUAUACAGUGAUCAUUGCCGUUUAUAAUAGAUUUGUCACAGAAUAAUUGGUGUUACGUGGCUUUUUAGAAACAGUAACUUAUUGUCAAAGGUAGGGUUUGAUGGCAAAAGUCAUUUUUUUU